This is a messenger RNA of Amyelois transitella, 858 nucleotides long. RefSeq lists its product as uncharacterized. Bases 16 to 276 code for a protein of 86 amino acids. Lineage: Eukaryota; Metazoa; Arthropoda; Insecta; Lepidoptera; Pyralidae. The transcript is spliced from 2 exons. The record is from RefSeq and is a predicted model, not a curated record.
UAUCUUAUUAUAUGUAUGGAUAAGGUGACGGACGAGCAAGGCAACCCGCUGCACUUCACGAUGCAGGACGGCACGCGGCUCGCCAUCACCUCCGUGGACGGGCAGACGCUGCAGGUCGUCACCCAGGACGGGCAGACCAUCCCCGUCGAGAUCAACGGAUAUGCCGAGGAAGAGGAGGUGGACACCGAAGAUACGGUGGUACAUCAGCUGAACCUGCAGAAGACAGUGGAAACCAAUGGUUCGAGCCCGGUCACGCAUUAUUUUACUAUUGUAUAACAUAAUGUACCCUAUUGUAAGAAGAAAAGAUUCCAAUUGUUAUGACAUUCGCCAAGUUAACUUCUUUGAUCUAUAUUUUUCUGUGAAUGAUAAGACACACCUCUAUUUUUUAUUAUUUUAUAAUUAAUGUUGAUUUAAUAACGUGUUAUCGCAGUCAUUUAAUUUUUCCUAUUUUUUAUCACUAUGUAAUAAGUCUCUAUUAACGAUGUUUAAAUUAUAAUGUUAAAUGUUUAUUUAAUGAGCAAACAUUUAGUUAGGAAUACAAUUAGAAACAUUGGGUUUUCAGCUCAUCGAUUUUUAAACUAUUUCCAUUAAAUCGGAUACAUAAAUAUAAAUGUGUCUGAAAUGUCAUUGAGAAAUAUAAAAGUAGGUUAAAAAAGUUAACCUAGCGAAUUAGUGUGUAGUGUUGUGUGACAGUGAAGUGUUGAUCUCCGAUUUUAAUUAAGUCGCAUAAAAGUGAUAAAUAAUAAUUACUAAUUUUAUAGUCGAACAAAUUGCAAUUUGAUAUACAAUUUUAAUAGAAAAAAUAAUGUACUUGGUGAAGUAUCUGAUUAAUUAAUUGCUCAGUAUUAUAAUAACUGA